Vigna radiata var. radiata (mung bean) is the source of this 1064-nucleotide messenger RNA. RefSeq names its product heterodimeric geranylgeranyl pyrophosphate synthase small subunit, chloroplastic. NCBI's taxonomy places the organism in Eukaryota, Viridiplantae, Streptophyta, Magnoliopsida, Fabales, Fabaceae. The transcript has a single exon. The coding region runs from base 55 to 873 and encodes 272 amino acids. Gene Ontology annotation, molecular function: prenyltransferase activity. The record is from RefSeq and is a predicted model, not a curated record.
UCCACUUGUACAUGUCACACAGCCACACACAUAACUAUUCUUCUUCGUUUUACCAUGUCUGGAACCAUCUUCCUCAACGCCAACGCCACCUUCAGGGUUCGCUUCCGAGCCCAGGCCCGUUCCACCUUACCCGUAAAGCCCACGCCCCUCACACUACCCACUCCCUACCCUCACUGGGCUUCCUUGCAGGCCGACAUCGAAGCCCACCUAAAACAAGCCAUUCCCAUCAAAGAGCCGCUCGAGGUUUUCGAGCCCAUGCACCGCCUCGUCUUCGACUCCCCCCGGACCACCGUCCCCGCUUUAUGCCUUGCAGCCUGCGAGCUCGUGGGCGGGCAGCGCCGCCAGGCCAUGGACGCUGCGGCGGCCCUGUUACUAAACCUGGCUAAUGCGCACGUGCACGAGGAGCUUGGUUUGAGGGAGGGGUCCAACAUAGCGCUGCUGACCGGGGAUGGGAUUGUUCCGCUUGGGUUUGAGUUGUUGGCGAGCGGCGACGGGCCGGGCCGUGGAAGCCCGGAACGGGUGAUGCGUGUGAUAAUCGAGAUAUCACGUGCGGUGGGUUCGGAAGGGCUGAUAGAUUCGCAGCACAUGAAGAAAACGUUGGAGGGGGGAAACAUGAAGCGCGUGGUGGAGAAAGGGGAGGGUGGGUUGCAUGCAUGCGGCGCCGCCUGUGGUGCGGUGGUCGGAGGUGGGAGUGAGGAGGAGAUUGAGAGGCUGAGAAGGUUUGGGUUUCAUGUGGGCAUGAUGAGGGGAAUGGCGCAGAGGGGUUUCCACAACCAUGAUGUUGAAGAACACAGAAAUCUCGCACUCAAUGAGUUGCAGUUUUUCAAGGACACAGAUCUUCGAAUGAUCUCCACUUUUCUUAAUUUCUACUAGCUAUGGAACAUCAUCUGAUAACACCAACAAUGUUCGUGUUCUCAUCAUCACUUUUUUAGUUUAGUUUAUAUCUAUAUUUACUUCAAUACCAAGCUUCUGUCUGAAACAAACUUUAAAUAGAAUUAAAUUAGUAGAAUAUUUUAGCCCUUUAAAAUACUAGUUCAUUCAUUAGUUUUGAGAAAAGGAAUGAU